CUCCGGUCAGGUGAUCUGACGCCGAGCAGCUGUGCCGCCUCGGUAUCUCUCGGCGUCAAACGGAGCGGAGUUAGCGGGACCGACGGGGGGAGAGCGCGCGACGCAACACACACACAUAAUAAACAAACACACGCACGCACGCGCUCAGCACGUUUCACCGAGCAGACGGACACACAGGAGACACAACGGCAGAGACGCAGCCGGAGAAGACACGUCGAAAAACCCGGGGAACGGCAUGGGGGACCGUUUGGCUCUACUGCUGCUGGCCGUAGCGGCGGCUUCCACGCUGGCCGUCGAGGUACCGACAGAUGUUUCCAUGGGUCUGCUGGUGGAGCCCCAGGUAGCCAUGUUCUGCGGUAAGCUUAACAUGCACGUGAACGUGCAGAGCUGGAAGUGGGAGCCGGACCCCUCGGGCACCAAAAGCUGCAUCGGCACCAAGGAGGGCAUCCUGCAGUACUGCCAGGAGGUGUACCCAGAGCUUCAGAUUACUAAUGUGGUGGAGGCGAACCAGCCAGUCAGCAUUAACAACUGGUGCAAGAUGGGCCGCAAGCAGUGUCGCAGUCACAUGCACAUCGUGGUGCCCUACCGGUGCCUGGUGGGCGAGUUCGUGAGUGAUGCUCUGCUGGUUCCUGACAAGUGUCGAUUCCUGCACCAAGAGCGCAUGGACCAGUGUGAGAGCCACCUGCACUGGCACACCGUGGCCAAAGAGUCCUGUGGAGACCGCACCAUGAAUCUCCAUGACUACGGGAUGCUAUUGCCAUGCGGCAUCGACCGUUUCCGAGGGGUGGAGUUUGUGUGCUGUCCGUCAGAGGCGGAGCGUGACGCCGACAGCGUGCAGCAGGAUGAGGACGACUCAGACGUCUGGUGGGGCGGGGCAGAGGCUGACUACUCUGACAACAGUAUGGUGCGGGAGCCGGAGCCAGUAGAGCAGCAGGAGGAAACCAAGCCAUCCUCGGUAGAUGAGGAAGAGGAGGACAGGGUUGAAGAUGUGGCAGAAGAGGAGGACGAUGGGGAGGAGGAAGACGUGCUGGACAACGACGAGGACGGAGACGGGGAGGAGGAGGAGGAGGUGGACAAGCAGCAGGAGGAUGAGGAGGAGGACUAUGUGGACACGCUUGACGACGACAUUGGCGAUGACGAGCCCACCACCGACGUCGCCAUGACCACCACCACCACCACCACCACCACAGAGUCCGUGGAGGAGGUCGUUAGAGAGGUCUGCUGGGCCAGUGCAGAGACUGGCCCGUGCCGGGCUAUGCUGCCCCGUUGGUACUUUGAUCGGCAGGAGGGCCGCUGUGCCCAGUUUAUCUACGGUGGCUGCGGAGGCAACAGGAAUAACUUUGAGUCCGAGGAAUACUGCCGUUCUGUCUGCAACAGCGUCAUGCCCACAGCCACGCCCAGCGCCCCUGACGCUGUGGACCGCUACCUGGAGACGCCCGGUGACGAGAACGAGCACACCCACUUCCAGAAAGCCAAGGAGAGCCUGGAGGCCAAGCACCGCGAGAGGAUGUCCCAGUUGUUGAGGGAAUGGGACGAGGCUGAGAGGGAGGCAAAGAGUCUACCCCGUGCUGAUAAGAAGGCUGUCAUCCAGCGCUUCCAGGAUAAAGCGGAGGCCUUGGAGCAGGAGGCCGCUAGCGAGCGACAGCAGCUGGUAGAGACGCACAUGGCGCGGGUGGAAGCCCUGCUGAACGACCGCCGCCGCCUGGCUCUAGAAAGCUACCUGACCUCCCUGCAGCAGAACCCACCCAGGCCCCGCCACGUGUUCAGCCUGCUGAAGAAGUACGUGCGUGCCGAGCAGAAGGACAGGCAGCACACCCUCAAACACUUUGAACACGUGCGAAUGGUGGACCCCAAAAAGGCAGCGCAGAUCAGACCACAGGUGCUGACCCAUCUGCGUGUGAUCGAGGAACGCAUGAACCAGUCUCUGGGGCUGCUGUACAAGGUGCCCGGCGUGGCCGAUGACAUCCAGGACCAAGUCGAGCUCCUCCAGAAGGAGCAGGCGGAAAUGGCCCAGCAGCUGGCCAACCUGCAGACGGACGUGAGGGUGAGCUACGGCAACGAUGCCCUGAUGCCCGACCAGGAGCUUGGAGAUGGCCAGGCCAGCAGCCUGGACCUGCUGCCCCAGGAAGACUCCCUGGGCCUGGGGGAAGUGGGCUUCAUCCAUCCCGAGAGCUUCAACCAGCCCGACACACAGAGCCAAGGGACAGAAAUGAAAGUGGAGGCUGCUCCUGAGCUGCGGAUGGAGACCGAGGACAGACAGAGCACCGAAUAUGCAGUCCAUCACCAGAAACUGGUGUUCUUCGCAGAGGAUGUGAGCUCCAACAAGGGCGCCAUAAUUGGGCUGAUGGUGGGAGGGGUUGUCAUAGCAACUGUCAUCGUCAUCACCCUGGUGAUGCUGAGGAAGAAGCAGUACACGUCCAUCCACCACGGAGUCAUUGAGGUGGAUGCUGCAGUCACCCCUGAGGAGCGCCACCUGUCCAAGAUGCAGCAGAAUGGAUAUGAGAACCCCACCUACAAGUUCUUUGAGCAGAUGCAGAACUGAGGAAGAAUCUCAUAUACGCACACACGUAUAUACAUACACACACACAACCACAUACCACCCUUCCAACACACAUCGACCAGUACCCUAUUACCAAUAAAAAUCUGACCUGGACCCCAACCACCUACCCACCCACCCAUCUACCCAUCCUCCCCGAUCCCCAUUUCUCCAGAGGCAGUGUGGGUUAGACCAAUGAGUGACUGAAAUAGUCAGUUAUGAGGAAACGGAAUAAUAAUAAUUUUUAAAAAAAACAGAAAAAAAAGGUUUGUUUCAUUUAGCCUGGGCGUGCACUGUGGAGAAGCUUGCAUUAAAGUUACUAAAAGAA
Messenger RNA from Lampris incognitus (smalleye Pacific opah), 2864 nucleotides. RefSeq names its product amyloid beta (A4) precursor protein a (gene appa). Gene Ontology annotation, biological process: central nervous system development; axonogenesis. Gene Ontology annotation, molecular function: signaling receptor binding; heparin binding; signaling receptor activator activity. The record is from RefSeq and is a predicted model, not a curated record. Lineage: Eukaryota; Metazoa; Chordata; Actinopteri; Lampriformes; Lampridae. Gene Ontology annotation, cellular component: plasma membrane; Golgi apparatus; cell surface. The coding region runs from base 236 to 2542 and encodes 768 amino acids. The transcript has 16 exons.